AUGCUUCUCGUUAAGUCGGUGUGUGGCAGCGCUCACCGUUACUUGCAGCACCAGCAACGACGAGAAGCUUCGCCGCUACCGGCGUUGCUGCAAGCUAGGUUGAUUUUUUUAAUUUCACGAAGAUGUUCCGAUCUUCUUGAGAUCGAUGUUGUUCCGAUCUUUGAUGAUCAUCAUACCGAUCGGUUUGGAGUGGAUGGUUGUGGAUCUGUCGAGGAUGCUGACUCAGCUCCCACCCGGUAUAUGCAAAAAGCGCAAACACAGAAACCACUGACAAGAAGUAGACAAACACAGCACUGGAGUGAAUCUGAAACUCCCAAACUCAGAGGCGCAACAUCCGGAGACCAAAAAACCACGGCAAUCGUCGCAAAGAUGCAAUCUUUAUCAUCAUUUUCAGUCCACCCCCUCCUCAUUCUGUUACCCAUUCUGAGUCUUUUGAAAAUCUCUUCUUCCCAAGAAGGGUUUUGCUCUGCACCAUCAAUUUUGAGUGCUGACCGGCCCCUCUAUUGGAAAGUCACAAACCCAACGCUCUCGCCCUCUCAUCUUCAGGACUUGCCCGGAUUUACUCGCAGUGUGUACAAAAGGGACCAUGCUUUGAUAACUCCUGAAAGUCACGUUUUCAGCCCUUUACCGGAUUGGAUUAACACAAUGGGUGCUUAUCUAAUUACACCGGCAAUGGGCUCGCAUUUUGUUAUGUUCUUGGCAAAGAUGCAAGAAAACUCAAAAUCGGGCUUGCCUCCGAUUGAUGUUGAAAGAUUUGUUUUUGUGCUUCAAGGUGCGGUGACUCUCAUCGAUGUGUCAGACAUCAGUCACGAACUAGUGGUGGAUUCAUAUGCUUAUCUUCCUCCAAACUCAAAACAUUCCUUGAACUCUGAUGCAUCUGCCACUCUUGUUGUAUUUGAAAGAAGGCAUGCCUAUUUAGAAAAUCAUGUUGCCGAGCAUAUUGUUGGUUCAACAGAUAAGCAGCCCCUUCUUGAAACUCCAGGCGAGGUGUUUGAGCUUAGGAAGCUUCUUCCGACUUCUUUGCCUUACGAUUUCAACAUUCAUAUCAUGGACUUUCAGCCAGGUGAAUUCCUCAAUGUAAAGGAAGUCCACUAUAACCAGCAUGGAUUAUUGCUUUUGGAAGGGCAGGGUAUAUACCGCCUGGGUGAUAGCUGGUAUCCAGUGCAAGCUGGGGAUACUAUUUGGAUGGCACCAUUUGUGCCUCAGUGGUAUGCUGCUCUUGGCAAGACGAAAUCACGCUAUUUGCUGUAUAAAGAUGUGAACAGAAAUCCAUUGUAA
Molecule: messenger RNA, 1278 nt
Organism: Fraxinus pennsylvanica
Lineage: Eukaryota; Viridiplantae; Streptophyta; Magnoliopsida; Lamiales; Oleaceae
Source: the annotation of a GenBank genome assembly